AUGUCUUCAGACGACGCUCUCCUCGACCGUCUUCAGUCCUUUGUCUCGGAAAACAGGCGCGGUGUGCUCAUUGCCGCCGCUGCCGCUGCUGCAGUCAUCGCCAUCGGCGGUGUUGCAUACUACAACGGGGCGGCAGGAGGGGAUGACGAGGAGAGCCUCAAGUCGGACAAGAAGAAAGACAAGAAAAAGCAAAAAAAGCAGAAGAAGUCGGUGAAGGAUAAGGACGGACCCAUCUUAGAAGAGAGAAAGCCUAAGGGAACUGAAGUCUCCGAUGACGCCGCCGCCUCGCUCAAGCUCAAGGGAAAUAACGCGUACCAGGGUCGUAAAUUUGCCGUUGCCGCCGACUUCUACUCUCGCGCGAUAGAGGUAUCUCCUAAACCAGAACCAGUCUUCUACAGCAACCGCGCGGCAUGCUACAUCAAUAUGUCCCCCCCAAAAUUCGAUCUUGUUGUCGAGGACUGCGACAAAGCGCUCGCGCUUGACUCGAAGUAUGUGAAGGCGCUCAACCGGCGCGCAACUGCUCUUGAAAAUCUCUCCCGGUACGAGGAAGCCUUGCGAGACUACACUGCUGCUACAAUUCUCGACAAGUUCCAAAACGAGGCGGCUUCUCAGGCUGUUGAACGUGUGCUCAAGAAGUUGUCGGGCGAAAAGGCGACGGAGAUUCUCGCUUCUAGGGAACCCCGUCUUCCCUCUUUCACUUUUGUAUCGGCCUAUUUUGCGGCGUUCCGUCCACGACCACUGCCCGCCCUCCCAGAAGAGCCGUCCACUGGAGACAACACUCUCAUCAUGGCGUUAUCGGCACUUGAGGCGUCAGACUAUGCUCAUGCGUUGACGCUCGUCAAUGAGGCUCUUGAACAGGGCAUCUCAUGGAAUGUGGGCAGAGCGGAAGCACUCAACCUCCGCGGUACCUUCAAGUUCUUGACAGGCGAUAUCAAUGGCUCGAAAGAGGACUUGAACGCGUCAAUCGAGCUGGUCCCCUCCUUAACGCAGAGCUGGGUCAAGAUUGCUAGCGUGCACAUGGAACAGAAUGAUCCGGUAAAGACCUUCGAAUGCUUUGAGGAGGCUAUCAAGCACAACUCCGAGGACCCAGAUAUCUACUAUCACCGCGGGCAAGUUCUUUUCAUCAUGAAUGAGUUCCAACAGGCCGCAGAAAACUACACCAAGUCCACUUCGCUGGAUCCCGACUUUGUAUUUUCGCAUAUCCAACUGGCUGUCGCUCAGUACAAGUCUGGGGACCUGGCAAAAAGCAUGGCGACCUUCCGGAGGACACUUAGAGAAUUUCCUCAGAAGAGCGAGCCGCAGAACUACUAUGGUGAGCUUCUGCUGGACCAACAGAGGUUCCAAGACGCGGUGGAAAAAUUCGAUCGUGCUAUCGAGCUUGAGCGUCUAAAGACGCCAGUGAACGUCCUUCCUCUUGUGAACAAGGGUCUUGCUCUGUACCAAUGGAAGCAAGAUAGCGGCGCCGCCGAGCGAUGCUGCCUUGAAGCCUUACGAAUAGAUCCUGAGUGUGAGGCUGCCAUUGCAACCCUCGCGCAACUCAGCCUGCAGCAAGGGAAAGUUGACCAAGCAGUACAAAUGUUCGAGCGGCAAACGAAGCUGGCAAGGAGCGAGCCCGAGCUGGCCAACGCGUUGACAUAUCAAUAUGCUUCGUAUGCUCAACUGGAAUUUAUGAAAAACUAUCCGGAACUUGCAAGCCAGCUGAGCCAGCUUGCGCGGUCGAUGGUCUGAAGACUGCAUACGAUCCUGGGAUUUUUGCAUAAAUAGAGUGAUACUUAUGCCAUUAUCGACUCCUCCCGAUGUGCCUCACGAUCCGUAAGCCAACCAUAUCGCUGGUGUGGUCUUCCGAGAACGGUCACUGGGUGCAGUUGAGGGUCUAUUCUUGCGUUAUUUGCGUCGCUCACUUUCUUAUCUACUUAACGCCUACGCCAUUACAUUGUCCUUAUAAUCCUAUGCCGAACGCACUUCUCACAGGUAACAUGACGUGCUAUCAGGAAU
This is a messenger RNA of Heterobasidion irregulare TC 32-1, 1995 nucleotides long. RefSeq names its product mitochondrial outer membrane translocase receptor, subunit TOM70. The coding region runs from base 1 to 1728 and encodes 575 amino acids. The transcript has 10 exons. Lineage: Eukaryota; Fungi; Basidiomycota; Agaricomycetes; Russulales; Bondarzewiaceae. Gene Ontology annotation, molecular function: protein binding. The record is from RefSeq and is a predicted model, not a curated record.